This is a messenger RNA of Juglans microcarpa x Juglans regia, 2352 nucleotides long. RefSeq lists its product as uncharacterized. NCBI's taxonomy places the organism in Eukaryota, Viridiplantae, Streptophyta, Magnoliopsida, Fagales, Juglandaceae. The transcript is spliced from 7 exons. Gene Ontology annotation, cellular component: nucleus. Gene Ontology annotation, biological process: negative regulation of DNA-templated transcription. Gene Ontology annotation, molecular function: transcription corepressor activity. Bases 66 to 1826 code for a protein of 586 amino acids. The record is from RefSeq and is a predicted model, not a curated record.
CCACGGUAGAAUGUAGAGAGGAAAAUCAGAGGAGAGGAGAAAGGUAAUCGGAGUAAGGGUAGAGAAUGGAAGGAGAAGAGGGAGAGGGACUAAGGCUGAGCAAGAGGUUCUCUGACAAGGGCCCUGAUGGAGAAGUGGAUUACAAGACGAAGGCCGGCACCGCGUGGAGCCAUUCGUAUCUCAACCAAAAGCCAUGGCAUCCCCUCUCCUAUCCCAACCAACGCCGCAAGUGGAUCGCCGAGCAGACCCACGCCCAACGCGAGCGUCGAGCCGAGGAAGUUGCUCGCGAGUACUCUCAGGAGCAGGAGUUCUUUCGGCAGACCGCUCUCAUCUCCAAGAAGGAGAAGGAAAAGGUGGAGAUGAUGAAAGCUGUUAGCUUCAUGUAUGUUCGUCCACCUGGUUACAAUGCCGAAAGUGCCAAAGCUGCAGAGAUUGCUGACGAGAGUAAAAAACAGGAACUGAAUGACCCACUCGCUGACGGGGAGUCCACUGCUAUGCCACCAGAAUCUGUUCCCGUUAGAGGUGAAGAAAAGAAGAAACCAAGACCAAAAGAUGUUUUUGGGCGUCCAUUACCCACCGAAGAAGAAUUUGAAGUCUUAAAAAAUGCUCCACGGCUGGAGACCGGUGUUCAGGGAAGGGCGAAACCAUUUGGAGUGGAAGUUCGCAAUGUGAAAUGUCUAAGAUGUGGAAAUUAUGGUCACCAAAGUGGUGAUCGUGAAUGCCCAUUGAAGGAUGCCAUAAUGCCUAAUGAAGAAAGUCGAUUGAAAAGAGAUGAUCCCUUAAAUGCAAUCCUUGCCCACACAGAUCCUAGUGAGCCUCUAAAGUGGGAGCUCAAGCAGAAACCAGGAGUUAGUCCUCCGCGUGGAGGGUUUAAACCAGAUGACCCUAACCAGCAAAUAGUUGCUGAGGACAUAUUUGAUGAGUAUGGAGGGUUCUUGAGUGGGGAUAAUAUACCUGCGCUGCUGACCAACUUCUCUACCAAACCCAAGAAGAAGUCCAGAAAGAAAAGGAAGCAAAAAAGGCAGCAGUCAUCACCUAAUAGAGAAUUGAAGGAUCCAAAUGAAGACGAGAUAUCUUCUGCGGAUGGGUUACAGAGGUCAAAGAAGAAAAAGCGUAAGAUGAAGGAAAGGCAGCAUAAUGAUUCUGAAUCAAGUUCAGACAGUUUAGAGUUUGAUAGACGUAAAAAGAGCAGACACAAGCAUUCUUAUUCAUCUGAGGAUUCUGAUGCUGACAAAAAUCUUAGAAGUAAAAAGGGCAGAGACAAGUAUUCUUACUCAUCUGGAGAUUCUGACCUUGAUAGGCAUCAUAGAAGUGACACAUGCAGGCAAAAACAAUCCUUUUCAUCUGAAGAUUCUGACCUUGAUAGGCAUCAUAGAAAUGACAAAAGAAGACACAAGAAUUCCUAUUCAUAUGAAGAUUCUGACCUUGAUAAGCAUCAUAGAAGUGACAAAAUCAGACACAAGAAUUCCCAUUCAUUUGAAGAUUCGGACCCUGGGAGGCAUCGCAGGAUUGGCAGUAGUAGACACAAGGGUUCAUAUUCAUCUGAAGAUGCUGACCUUGAGAAGCAUCAUAGAAGAAACAAGGGCUCUUAUUCAUCCAAGACUCGUAACCAGAGGCAUCAUAGAAGAAAUGAGAGCAGACACAAAGGUUCUUAUUCAUUUGAAGAUUCCGAUGCUGAGAGGCAUUGUAGAAGUGACAAGAGUAGACACAAACAUGUCUGUUCUCAUGAAGAUUCCAAUCCUGAGAGGCAUCAUAGAAGGGAGAAGAGUACUCAUCCACAUAGAUUUAAAGAUUCUGAUGAGAAGCAUCGUAGGAGUAAAUAUUGACAUCACCAUAAUCACCGUCAUCACCAUCAGUCCGAUCCUUCAUCAGAGUUUGAUUUCAAAAUUCGAUAUACUUAAUACUAGAAUGAGCAGGCUGGAUGAUAAGUUUUAUCAGAUUCCAUGCUAACAAUCUUAGCCGUGAAAAAAGGAGAAACUAAAGGAUUCAGCUGUCUCUUGGGUUGUUUAGUGUGAUCAGAGGAUGCUCAUUAUUAAAUUUACCCCCAAGAAGCUCUGUUCUUGUCUAAUAACAUUCUGGUCGUUGGGUAAAUUGGUUGUGUAACCCUCCCCCUUAUAUCAGCUUUCCAUCAUGUACUGCAUUGGAGCAAUCUUUACAUGGGACUGGAGCUUGAAUUUUCCGUUCAGAAGCUGAUAGCUUGUGCAAUGUGUAUUGACGUUCCUGGAAAAUUAAUUUAUGUUUUCAAGGGAUUCAUUCGAAUUUUAUGGAGCUUCGAAUUAUCAUCCCAUGCACUUGUGGAUCUUUGGCCUUUGCUAGAUCGUACUCAUGAAAUACAUAUAUAGCUAUGUUGAU